CAGACGCUCGCCGCUGAUGCUCGCUGCCCAAGCCCACAAGCCGAUCCUGCGCACGAUGACGGACGCGCCACCGCACACGCUGCGCGCGGCGCCGGUCCACUCGCCACACUUCCCGAAGCCGCUCUUCUUCGAGACGCGCCGCGACCACUUCAACAUCACCGAUACGACGAAGUGGCAGCAGGCCUACUACGUCAACGCCACGUUCUGGACGCCCGGGAGCGGCGCGCCCGUCUUCCUCUGCGUGGGCGGAGAGGGUCCUGCUCUCGACGGCUCGGUGGUCGUGUCGAGCGUCCACUGUAACAACGCUGUGGAGUGGCUUUCCGAGACGCGGGCGCUGAUGUUCGCCGUCGAGCACCGCUACUAUGGCUGCCACAAUAUGUCCGCUUGCCCGUACUCGCCGUCGGACGAGAAGCCGCUGCGCUGGCUCUCUUCGCGGCAGGCGCUCGCCGACCUCGCAACCUUCCAGCGGCACGCGACCUCCGCUUUCGGGAUCAGCGCCGCCAGCAAGUGGGUCACUUUCGGGGGGUCGUACCCCGGCAUGCUCGCCUCGUUUGCGCGGAUCAAGUACCCGCGCCUCUUCUUCGCCUCCGCUUCCUCCUCGGCGCCGGUGCAGGCCAAGCUCGACAUGACCGAGUACAACGACCUCGUCGCAGACGCGUAUGCGCUGCCGUCCGUCGGAGGCUCCCCCGCCUGCAAGGCUGCGAUCGCACGAGGCCACGCCGAGGUCGGGCGGCGCUUCUCCUCCGCCUCCGGGCGCGCCUCCCUCGUCGCCCUCUUCUCGGAGCUGCGCGGCCGGCAGCCCUCCUGGCUCGAGAGCGAGCCAGGGCCAGCGGAACCAGCUCCGCUUCUCCGGCGGUGGCGUCGCCCCCUUCCCCGCCCAGUCCAACGACCCGCGUGUCUUUCUUACGGCUGCUCCAUCGGAAGGGUCUGUGACG
Messenger RNA from Emiliania huxleyi CCMP1516, 935 nucleotides. RefSeq lists its product as hypothetical. The annotation marks the transcript as partial. The record is from RefSeq and is a predicted model, not a curated record. Gene Ontology annotation, molecular function: dipeptidyl-peptidase activity; serine-type exopeptidase activity. The transcript is spliced from 7 exons. NCBI's taxonomy places the organism in Eukaryota, Haptophyta, Isochrysidales, Noelaerhabdaceae. Gene Ontology annotation, biological process: proteolysis.